Molecule: messenger RNA, 288 nt
Organism: Penicillium cosmopolitanum
Lineage: Eukaryota; Fungi; Ascomycota; Eurotiomycetes; Eurotiales; Aspergillaceae
Exons: 1
Coding region: 1-288 (95 amino acids)
Source: RefSeq, a predicted model, not a curated record
AUGCGAAUCUGGGUGAACAAGGACGUCCGGUUACGGGAUGAGGGAAUUCACAUUGCUGGUGGUUUUCAUAUCGCCGGAGUGUCGCAUGUGAUUUCCACUUUGUGGAAGAUGUCAGAUGAGAUUUCGUCGGAGCUUGCGGGUGCAUUCUAUGCCAAUAUAAGACAGAAUGGGCAGGACAGCCUGGAUAUGGAUCGAGCGCCAUAUGCUCUUCAUGAUGUUGUUGGGGCUAUGAGGCGGGAGGGUGUCCAUCCGAUGCUAUGGGGCGCUUUCAUUCACUCAAGUCCUUGA